AUGUAUUUCAGGCGGAGAGAUGGAGCAUUGGUGCUGCCAAUACGUGUGAAUAUCGUUGAAGUGUUCUUAUCCCACCUCGAAAGCCCUCACUGCCGAAAAGAGGUAAAGCAGGUGGUUACAAUCGAUCAGCGAAAAACUGUCCGAUUACUAAGCAAAGGAACCUGUCACUUCCAGUUCGCUAUGAAACAAAAGAUCGAUCUCAAAGAAAAUCCCCUCGGCAUUGGAAAAGAAAUCAUGAUUGACUAA
Molecule: messenger RNA, 246 nt
Organism: Haemonchus placei
Lineage: Eukaryota; Metazoa; Nematoda; Chromadorea; Rhabditida; Trichostrongylidae
Source: the annotation of a GenBank genome assembly